AUGUUCAGGGAACCCAUUGGGGUUGUUGGGUUGAUUACUCCAUGGAAUUACCCUCUGUUGAUGGUUAGUUGGAAAGUUGCUCCUGCCCUGGCUGCUGGGUAUACUGCAAUUCUCAAGUCAUCUGAAUUGAAAUUUGUUACUUGUGUGGAAUUGGUUGAAGUGUGUAAGGAGGUGGGUCUCCCUUCAGGUUUCCUUAACAUUUUGACUAGAUUGGGGCCUGAAGCUGGUGCUCCUUUGACAUCGCAUCCCCAUGUUGAAAAGCUUGCAUUUACUAGAAGCUCAGCCACACGAAGCAAGAUCAUAACUGCUACAGUGCAACUCAAACAUGUUGCAAGUUUCACUCUGUGGAGAAUGUCCUAUAGUUGUAUUUGA
Ilex paraguariensis (yerba mate) is the source of this 372-nucleotide messenger RNA. Lineage: Eukaryota; Viridiplantae; Streptophyta; Magnoliopsida; Aquifoliales; Aquifoliaceae. The record is from the annotation of a GenBank genome assembly.